Messenger RNA from Symbiodinium sp. CCMP2592, 1716 nucleotides. The record is from the annotation of a GenBank genome assembly. NCBI's taxonomy places the organism in Eukaryota, Dinophyceae, Suessiales, Symbiodiniaceae.
AUGCUGUCCGUGCGGAGCUUCUCCGGAGAAGCACUUGCUGCAGUCUCAAUGGAGGAGUGUCGUUCCGUUUUGGAACUGAAGGCACAUUUGCGCAAGGAGUUUGGUUUCCCGAUAUGCUUGCAACAGCUCGUGUCUGAGGGCAACUGCUUAGAGGAUUCUAUGGAUGCGCCGGCUGACUGCCACUUGGUACGGUUGUCUGACAUUCCUGAAGAUCAUCAGGAUGCUGCCGGCGAAGAGUCUUCUAUAGCUGCCAAAUGCGGACUUCUUGAGACUGUACGCUUCCUUCUGCAAGCAGGUAUGGACAAGGACUGGGUGGAUGGAAAUGAAAAUGACUUUUCGGCUCUUAUGCAAGCAGCAGAUGCUGGCCACCUCGAGCUCGUGCGGCUUCUGGUGGAAGCUGGCGCUGACAAGGACCUGCAGGACUGUGAAGGCGUAACGGCGCUGAUGCUCGCAGCCGAGUCGGGCAAGACUGCGAUCGUGCGAAUUCUUGUGGAUUCUGGCGCGGAUGUGUGCCUCCGGGAUGCUAGCUACGACACGGCACUCAUGAAAGCAGUGUUUGAAGGGCACUCUGAGAUCGUACGUCUGUUGCUGGAUGCUGGAAGUAACGUCGGCACCGACGUCUGGAAGGAUGGCCUGCAUGAUGCUCUACUGAUGGCUGCCGGUGUAGGGCGCAGUCCCGUCGCGCGCAUGUUGCUGGCUGCUGGCGCUGACAUGAAUGCGAGGGAUGAUGAGAACGGUAUGACCGCCCUUAUGUUUGCAGCAAGUCGCGGCCAUGCCAACGUCGUACAGCUUCUUAUUGCAGCUGGAGCCAGCAAAGAUGCGCGGGACGAAAAGUGGAGGACUGCCCUCAUACAUGCAGCAGAUGCUGGUUUUGCUGACGUCGCACGCUUGCUUGUGAAAGCUGGUGCGGACAUCCACUUGCCGGAUGUGACAGGAUGCACCGCAUUUUUUGAAGCAGCUUCCCAAGAGCUGUGGUGGUGGAAGUCCUCGCAAGUUGACGAGCCCAAGGAAGGAUACAUCAAGAUCGUCCACAUGUUGAUGGACCUUGGUGUGGACAAGGACGUGCGGGAUGAAGAGUCCGGCAGGACUGUUCUCAUGUGUGCAGCAGAUGCUGGCCACUCGGAGCUCGUGCGGGUGCUGGUGGAAGCUGGCGCUGACAAGGACCUGCAGGACUAUGACGGUCGAACGGCUCUUAUGCUCGCGGCCGAGUCAGGCAAGACUGCGAUUGUGCGGUUUCUUGUGGAUUCCGGGGCGGACGUGUGCGUCCAGGAUGAGCAUUUCGGCGAGACGGCACUCACGAAAGCAGUGUGGGAAGGGCACUCGGAGAUUGUACCCCUUCUGCUGAAUGCGGGGACUCAAAUCGGCACCGGAGUGGAGGAUGAUGACCUGAAUGAUGCUCUAGUGGGAGCUGCGAUCCAAGGGCGGUGUCCUAUCGUGCGCAUGUUGCUGGACGCUGGCGCGGACAAGGAUGCGAGGAAUAAUGAAGACAUGACCGCGCUUAUGUUGGCAGCAAGCUUCGGCCAUGGCGAUGUUGUACGGCUUCUUGUUCAAGCUGGCGCGGACAAAGACUUGCGCGAUCGAUAUGGCAAAACAGCUUUUGCGCAUGCACGGUGUGCGAGCGGCCCUGACCAGUUGGAAGAUGAAGACUUACACUUACUACGCUCUGGGUCUUGCUGCUUUACAUCCGAUUCGGGAGCGAAGCGACGCCGACUUUGA